Fragaria vesca subsp. vesca is the source of this 489-nucleotide messenger RNA. RefSeq lists its product as uncharacterized. The coding region runs from base 1 to 489 and encodes 162 amino acids. NCBI's taxonomy places the organism in Eukaryota, Viridiplantae, Streptophyta, Magnoliopsida, Rosales, Rosaceae. The transcript has a single exon. The record is from RefSeq and is a predicted model, not a curated record.
AUGGCUACUUCAAAGCAAAAGUUGUUUGUGAUCAUCUUGGCUUCAUGGGCGGUUGUAGGCUUAGGCCAGUUGACGUUGGAUCUUGAUGAGGAUAUCAAGGGACCAUUUCCAUGCAUGCAGAAACUGGCGCCUUGUCAAGUAAGAAAUCAAACCACCAAUGAUCCUGUUCCUGAGACAUGUUGUAAACCGUUGAGGGAUAUGCUCUUGGGUGACGAUAAGAAAUGCAUUUGCGACGCCUUUAGCGACCCUAUGGUGUUGAAGAAGCUGAACUCAACUCAGGAUAAUGCCAUGGAUCUUGUGUAUUAUUGUGGCGGGCAGCACAAGUCAUUAUGCGACGUCGACAGUAAGGAUACUAAGGAUAACGCAAAGCCAUCUUCACCAUCUUCCCCGCCAAGUCCACCGCCAGCUCAUAAUGCAGCCUCUCGUUUCUGCAAAUCUGGUUUUGCAGCCUCGUUCAUUGCAGCUCUGGUUUUUUCAGCAGCAUUUUAA